AGUGUUGCCGCCAUGGCCGCGAUCAAGCAUCGGCGGACGGCCCUGGAACGAGUGGAGAAGUUCAUCUCCGACACCUACUUCACCGACUGCAACCUGCGGGGCAGGCUUUUUGGGGAUCGCUGUCCGCCGGCAUCGCUCUCCUACUUCCAGACCCCGCGGCGCAUCCCGUACGGGGAGGCUGUUGUGCAGGAAUUCGGGCCGGCUCAGGUGGGAGAAUCCUUCGGGCCCACAUGGGAGACGUGCUGGUUUAAGGUGGAGCUGAGCAUCCCCCCGGCAUGGGCAGGGCGGGAAGUGCACUUCGUCUGGGAGAGCGAUGGGGAGGGCAUGGUGUGGCGAGAUGCCCAGCCUGUGCAGGGAUUGACUAAGGAAGGUGAAAAGACCAGCUACAUCCUGACAAGAAGCCUGAAAGAGUCAGAGCCCCACAGCCUGACACUGUAUGUGGAGCUGGCCUGCAAUGGGCUCUUUGGAGCUGGCAAGGGCAGCAUGAUCGCCCCUCCAGACCCAGACAGGAGGGUUACCCUGAGCAAGGCUGAGCUGGUUGUCUUCAACAGAGAUGUCUAUGAACUGCUGGUGGAUCUGGAAAUACUGCUGGACAUGGCUCAGCUCCUCGGGGAGGAAAACCAGAGGAGUUUCCAGGCACUGUACACUGCCAACCAGAUGGUCAACGUGUGUGAUGUUACGGACCCCUCCACCUUCCCCGCUGCACGGGACCUGGCUGCAGCCAUCUUCAGCCAGAGGAACGGCGAGAGCCAGCACACCAUCCACGCCAUGGGACACUGCCACAUUGACUCUGCCUGGCUGUGGCCGUACGAGGAGACCAUCCGUAAGUGCGCCCGGAGCUGGGUCACCGUGGUGCAUCUGAUGGAGCACAACCCAGAGCUCACCUUUGCCUGCUCCCAGGCGCAGCAGUUCGAGUGGGUGCAGCGAUCCUACCCUGGGCUCUACGCACGCAUUCGGGACUUUGUGGCCAAGGGACAGUUCGUUCCUGUUGGAGGCACCUGGGUGGAAAUGGAUGGGAACCUGCCCAGUGGGGAGUCCAUGGUGCGGCAGUUCCUCCAGGGACAGAGGUUCUUCCAGCAGCAGUUUGGCCGGAUCUGCUCGGAGUUCUGGCUGCCAGACACAUUUGGAUACUCGGCCCAGCUGCCCCAGCUGAUGCGUGGCUGUGGGAUCCAGCGCUUCCUCACGCAGAAGCUCAGCUGGAACCUGGUGAACUCCUUCCCGCAUCACACCUUUUUCUGGGAAGGCAUUGACGGGUCCCAAGUCCUGACCCAUUUCCCCCCUGGUGAUUCCUAUGGCAUGCAUGGGCGAGUGGAAGAGAUACUGAAAACAGUGAAGAACAACAAGGACAAAGGCCGAGUGAACCACAGCGCAUUCCUCUUCGGCUUUGGAGAUGGCGGAGGGGGACCCACACAGAAGAUGCUGGAUAGGAUGAAAAGAAUGAGUGACACAGAUGGGCUGCCCAGGGUGCAGAUCUCCACUCCUGACCAGCUCUUUUCUGUCUUGGAGAAGGAAUCAUCCCAGCUGUGCACCUGGGUGGGAGAGCUCUUCCUGGAGCUGCACAAUGGCACCUACACCACGCAGGCCCAGAUCAAGAAGGGGAAUCGGGAAUGUGAGCGGAUUCUCCACGACGUGGAGGUGCUCAGCACCCUGGCUGUGGCUCAGGACAGAGAGUUCCAGUAUCCUUCCAGCCAGCUCCAGCAGCUCUGGAGGUUACUGUUGCUCAACCAGUUCCACGAUGUCCUGCCAGGCAGCUGUAUCCAGCUGGUGGUUGAGGAUGCCCUGCAAUACUACACAGAGAUCCGCAGGGCUGGUGCUCAGCUGCAGGAGGAAGCUGUGGAAUCCCUGUGCAAGGAUCUGCUGCAGCCUGAGGAGGGGGGCACCCAGAGCACCCUUGUGUUGAACACGCUGUCCUGGGAACGCACCGAGGUGAUCUCCAGGCCUGGGCCAAAUGGAAAAGAGACUCUGGCUCUGGUGACAGUUCCCAGCAUGGGCUACGCUCUAGUGCAGGAGCCACUGGUGCCUCCCCAGCCUGUGGUAGUGUGCGAUGCGGAGGAAGGCUUCAUUACUAUGGAGAACGGGGUCAUUUCUGUCUGCAUGGACACCAUGGGGCACCUGGUCUCGCUUCGGCUGAUGGACUCCAAGAGAGAGUCAAUCGCAGAUGGCUGUGCCAAUCAGUUUGCACUCUUUGAUGAUGUUCCACUGUACUGGGAUGCCUGGGAUGUGAUGGAUUAUCACUUGGAAACCAGGAAGCCAGUGACAACGGUGCUGGAGCCUCUGAAAGUCAUCCUGGGUGGAGGCCUGCGGGGAAGCGUGAGGUUCUCCCUGAAGGUUGGGAAAAGCAGCACCUUAACCCAGGAGAUCAUCCUGGAUGCCAUGUGCCCGUACCUCCGCUUCCAGACCCAGGUUGAGUGGAAGGAGGCUCACAAGUUCCUGAAGGUGGAGUUCCCUGUGGCUGUCCGCAGCACAAACGCCACCUACGAGAUCCAGUUCGGGCACCUGCAGCGGCCAACGCACUGGAACACGUCCUGGGACUGGGCUCGCUUCGAGGUGUGGGCUCACAAGUGGAUGGACCUCUCUGAGCAUGGCUUUGGGGUAGCUCUGCUGAACGACUGCAAAUACGGGGCAUCGGUGCACAGGAACAUCCUCAGCCUCUCCCUGCUGAGAGCACCCAAGUCCCCUGAUUCCACAGCAGACAUUGGGCUCCACCAGUUCACAUAUGCUGUGAUGCCUCACCAGGGUUCCUUCCAGGAGGCUGGUGUGAUUCAGCAAGCCUACAGCUUGAAUUUCCCCCUCCAUGUGGUCCCAGCCAGCUGUGCCAGCUGUGCCCCGUGCCCAGCCUGGAGUGCCUUUUCUGUCAGCUCUCCUGCCGUCGUGCUGGAGACUGUCAAGCAGGCCGAGGACAGAGCUGAGGCUGUGGUGGUUCGGCUCUACGAGGCCCAUGGCAGCACAGUCACCGCCUGGCUCCAGACCUCCCUCCCCGUUCAGGAGGCCGUGCUCUGUGACCUCCUGGAACGGCCGGUUGGAUGGAGGUCCCUGCCGCUGGAGAAACAGGGCCUGAGGCUUUCCUUCACACCCUUCCGUGUGCUCUCCGUGCUCCUGGUCCUGAGCUGCUGACACCAGACCUCGCCCCUUGCUGGUGCUGCAGCCACCUGGACCAACACAGCUCAAAUCACACUGAGCCAAGGGCUGUGCAAGGCAGCAGUUGCAGGAAGGGCAGUGUCCCCCUGUCCUACACCCCAGUAUUGGAGAGCAGCGAUUGAACAACCCCGCUCCUCAGGGGAGGAGGACAGCUGCCCACCAGCCAGGGUAGGUGAUCUUGAAUGAGUUCUGAGCUCAUUUAAGAGUGGACAAAGGUGCAGACAGGCUGGUGGCUCUGCUCCAGCCAUAGAGGUUUGGAGAGCAACAGCUUCCACAGUGCUGUGUCACAGCCUUGUCUAGCAGUGAGUAUAAACACUUAUUCCACUCCUUCCCUUCUCCCCCGUCUGCCCCUUGCACUGCCCUUGCAAAGAGGAAACACAAAUCAAGAGAAUUAGAUUAAAACAAUCUCAA
This is a messenger RNA of Ficedula albicollis (Collared flycatcher), 3549 nucleotides long. It is a transcript of the gene MAN2C1, whose product is annotated as mannosidase alpha class 2C member 1. The record is from RefSeq and is a predicted model, not a curated record. Gene Ontology annotation, biological process: oligosaccharide catabolic process; mannose metabolic process. The transcript is spliced from 26 exons. The coding region runs from base 13 to 3114 and encodes 1033 amino acids. NCBI's taxonomy places the organism in Eukaryota, Metazoa, Chordata, Aves, Passeriformes, Muscicapidae. Gene Ontology annotation, molecular function: carbohydrate binding; alpha-mannosidase activity.